CGCAGCGGCAGGGCGGGGCUCUUUACCCGGUCCGGCGUCUGGAGCUCAGCGCUCGGGUUACCCCUGCAGCGACGCCCCCUGGUCCCACCGAUACCACUGCUGCUCCCGCCCCUUCACUCUUCGGCCGCGCAAUGGGCACCCGCGACGACGAGUACGACUACCUCUUCAAAGUUGUCCUUAUUGGAGAUUCUGGUGUUGGAAAGAGUAAUCUCCUGUCUCGAUUCACUCGAAAUGAGUUUAAUCUGGAAAGCAAGAGCACCAUUGGAGUAGAGUUUGCAACAAGAAGCAUCCAGGUUGAUGGAAAAACAAUAAAGGCACAGAUAUGGGACACAGCAGGGCAAGAGCGGUAUCGAGCUAUAACAUCAGCAUACUAUCGUGGAGCUGUAGGUGCCUUAUUGGUUUAUGACAUCGCUAAACAUCUCACAUAUGAAAAUGUAGAGCGAUGGCUGAAAGAACUGAGAGAUCAUGCUGAUAGUAACAUUGUUAUCAUGCUUGUGGGCAAUAAGAGUGAUUUACGCCAUCUCAGGGCAGUCCCUACAGAUGAAGCAAGAGCUUUUGCAGAAAAGAAUGGUUUAUCGUUCAUUGAGACAUCUGCUUUAGACUCUACAAAUGUAGAAGCUGCUUUUCAAACAAUCCUAACAGAGAUCUACCGCAUUGUUUCUCAGAAGCAAAUGUCAGACAGACGUGAAAAUGACAUGUCUCCAAGCAACAAUGUGGUUCCUAUUCAUGUUCCACCAACCACUGAAAAUAAGCCAAAGGUGCAGUGCUGUCAGAACAUAUAAAGUGUUUCUCUUCUCCCCUAGAAGGCUGUGUAUAGUCCCAGGUCUGAGAUUUAAAUAUAUUUGUAAUUCUUGUGGUCACCUUUGUGUUUUGUUACUUCCUUAUACUUAUGAAUUUUUCCAUGUCUUAUGUCUUUGAUUUUAGCUUUAUAAAAUCAUCCACUUGUCCCAAAUGACUGCAGCUCUUUUUCAUGCUAUGGCCUCACUAGCCUUAGUUAAUAAACUGAAUGUUUGGAUUCCUCAAUUAUUGUUUACUUUUCAUCAUGGCAGCCUGUCACUGUAGGUCAUAGUAGAACAUGAACACUCAAAGCUCAGACCUAUUGAUUGGUCUUGAUCAGAUCAAACUAAAACCUUUAAAAAUCAGUUGUUAUUUUGUCUCAGAGCAGCUUAUAAGGAAUGCACUCUUCUCUUAGUGUGGUGUAUAGCUCCACAAAUCUAAGAGUUGCCCUAUAAAGCUAGCAGGAUUUUGAAGCUUGAAAUUUUUUCAUUAUUCUGGAAGUAAUUUUCUAAAAAUGCCUUAAUAGGGUAAUGUAGUUUAGUAAAUUUUGUUCUUUAAUUUUUGUAAGCAU
This is a messenger RNA of Elephantulus edwardii (Cape elephant shrew), 1348 nucleotides long. It is a transcript of the gene RAB11A, whose product is annotated as RAB11A, member RAS oncogene family. Gene Ontology annotation, biological process: neurotransmitter receptor transport, endosome to postsynaptic membrane; exocytosis; melanosome transport. Gene Ontology annotation, molecular function: GTP binding; GTPase activity. Lineage: Eukaryota; Metazoa; Chordata; Mammalia; Macroscelidea; Macroscelididae. Gene Ontology annotation, cellular component: postsynaptic recycling endosome; axon; transport vesicle. The coding region runs from base 132 to 782 and encodes 216 amino acids. The record is from RefSeq and is a predicted model, not a curated record. The transcript is spliced from 5 exons.